AUGAGUUCCCUCCCUUCCUCCCUCCAUACGCCUAUCCGCCGAUACCUCACACAAUGCGCUCGACGAAAUCUCACUCGCCAGCAGCCUCGAUGGCUAUCAACGUCCCACAGCCUUCGAGCAACAUCCACAAAGACAGGCGCAAGGGAAGAAGUGCGAUAUUCCACCAAUGCCGCGCGUGACCAGCAUGUGCAGCAUAAGAGAUCAAUGGCCAUAUCUGCCGCUGGCCUGAUUGCGUGUGCUAUUGCCAUGUACGGCACUGUGACAUAUUACUUCCCAGACGGACUACAAGCAGAGGCCGGUGCGGACAGUAGCAAUGGGCAAAAGGACCAGACGGCAGCAGCGGCGAAGGCAAAGAGUGAUGGGAAAAUCAAGCUUGAGGGGCCACCGGCUGGCAUGGCACUUAAUGAGUCCACCACUGUGAUCAUCGAUGGCAUCGAACAGGUUCCAACGGGAAACUCAACGAUACCUAACUUCCCCAAAACGAUUCGGUUACCCAGGACCGUUGACGGCAACAAUCCAGAUCUGAAAAUCGGCGAUGAAUUACCCGUUACAGAUAAUGUGAAUGACAAAUCGGCAGACGAAUAUCAGCUUCUCGGCUUGGGUCUACGUACGGUUUCGUUCCUUAGCAUUCAAGUCUAUGUUGUUGGCUUGUAUAUAGCCACGGCAGAUAUUCCCGAGCUCCAGGCUCGACUUAUUCGACAUGGUGCGAACCCAGUCGUACCCGGCGUUCCUCCUACCGAUGACGGACUGGCGGCUACAUCCCUUGUACCGCAUGAGCGCGAGGCAUUGCAGGCUUCUCUUCUCGAAGCCGAGGAGGGCGAGCAGAUAAUGGAUCAUAUCCUUCGACAGGGCGGUAUCCGUACCAUCUUCCGAAUUGUGCCUACUCGAAACACAGAUUUCCUGCAUCUACGUGACGGGUGGGUGAGAGCCAUCACUGCCCGAGCUCAAAAGGCGAACGCUCAGGCUAAGCAACUUGAUGCUUCUGCUGAACCCCAGUUCAAUGAUGACUCGUUCGGUACGGCAAUGGCCGAGUUUAAGACACUGCUAGGCGGAGGAGUAAGAAAGAAUGUGCCCAAGGGUCAGACUUUGCUUCUACUUCGUGAUAAGCUUGGAGGAAUGGGGAUAGUGUAUCAGCCUGGCGAGACGAAACCGAUGACCUGGCUUGGUAGGGUUGGAGACGAGCGUAUCGGACGACUGGUGUGGUUGAAUUAUCUUGCUGGUAAGACCGUGGCUAGCGAGAGUGCAAGGAAGAAUAUCGUUGACGGCAUGAUGGCUAUCGUUGGCCGGCCGAUCGGUACAGUUGAGAUGAAGGUUGUCUGA
Nannizzia gypsea CBS 118893 is the source of this 1320-nucleotide messenger RNA. RefSeq lists its product as hypothetical. The transcript has a single exon. The record is from RefSeq and is a predicted model, not a curated record. The coding region runs from base 1 to 1320 and encodes 439 amino acids. Gene Ontology annotation, molecular function: intramolecular lyase activity. Lineage: Eukaryota; Fungi; Ascomycota; Eurotiomycetes; Onygenales; Arthrodermataceae.